AUGGCGUCGGCGACACAUCCUCGCAUCUCGACCGGCAGCUUGAACGGCCGAGUCAAUGGAAAUGGAACCACUAAGCGUGUAGCAGACGAUGACGACAGUGUUGCGACGGAGCAGUUCCCAGCCUUCGACCCGGCCCACGACGGCAGCGAGGACGAUCUCGCGACGAGCAAUCACAACUACACCCACGAGCAACCCAACGCCAUGACGAAUGGGGACACCAUGGACAGCAACAACAACAACGAAGUGGACGAGGGACAACUCGCCUCGCAUCGUGUCGCCGACGACGAUCACGACGACGCUGAUCACCCGUCGACACCCUUGUCGACCGUUGAGCCCAUUCCCGAACCCGAACACCAGAGUCACCAUCACCAUCAAGACGUGACUCCAGCUGCAUCAACCUUGACCUCGCCUUCAGUAACAUCACCGCCAUACUGGGCGCACGGUCACACCAUAAACGGCGACGGCGGCGCAUCACGGCACGGCCACGGCAAUCAAUCCACGGAGAGCCUCGUGCCAGGCGCCAUCACACUGCAGGAUAACGAGGCGGAUGACGACGAGACCAACCUGCAGCGCAACUCGGAGGAGACCCGGACAUCAUACGGCCGCGACAGGAACAGGGCGUGUUGGGCCAAGAGCGUCGAGGUGACGAACUACGUGAUCGUGAAUAGUAGCGCUACCAACAUCGGGGCGUUCGUCGUCUGGAACAUCAGAGUCCAGACAUUGAGUGGUCCGUUCAUGAACAUAAGGAAACGUUACUCGGAGUUCGAUGACUUCCGACACCAGCUGAUAAGCACCUUUCCCAACUUCGAGGCGGCAGUACCGACACUACCGCCCAAGAGCGUAAUAUCGAGGUUCAGACCCAAAUUCCUCGAGAAAAGAAGAGCCGGGCUCCAGUACUUCUUGAACUGUAUCCUGUUGAAUCCGGAGUUCUCUGGGUCACCUGUGCUCAAAGACUUCUUGUUCGCUUGA
Diaporthe amygdali is the source of this 969-nucleotide messenger RNA. RefSeq lists its product as uncharacterized. The transcript has 3 exons. NCBI's taxonomy places the organism in Eukaryota, Fungi, Ascomycota, Sordariomycetes, Diaporthales, Diaporthaceae. The record is from RefSeq and is a predicted model, not a curated record. Bases 1 to 969 code for a protein of 322 amino acids. Gene Ontology annotation, molecular function: phosphatidylinositol-3-phosphate binding. Gene Ontology annotation, cellular component: endosome.